CGAUAUUUAUUUAAAUUAUAAAAGAAAACUGAAAUGAAUCAAAAUCAAAUCAUAUACAUGUACGUACGGCUGUACCCAAAAGUAAGCGACCUAAACUGAACCAAAUACAUGAAUACCAAUACUUAAACUGAGAAAUUCGGUUUACACUCUGGUUUAUUCCGGUUUUAUCAAUAAUUAGAGAUCGUUUGUUUAACUGGAAUCAGCGGAUCUUCAGGUUUCUCCGACAAAACAGAGUGAUGCGGUGGAACAAGAAGAACAUCAUCAACCUCGUCUCCAACUCCACCCACCUCCCUGCCCCUCUAACCCCGCCGCCACCCGAGAUCUACCGCUUACCCCAUCCUCCACCCAAACCUCCCAACAACAACACCCCAAUCCCUCCCACUCUCACUCUCUCUCCAUCUCCACGUCACUCCCUCUUCCUCACCUUCCUCGAAUCCAACCUCCCCCACCACCAAUCCCUAACCCCCAAAUCCCUCACCCAAUUCCUCCGAUCCCACCUCCGCCACCACCCUCUCUUCGCCCACCACGACUUCGCCGUCUUCACCUGGGCCUCCACCCUCGACGCCUUCCGCCACGACCACGACUCCUUCCUCUGGAUGUCGCGAUCCCUCGCCGCCACCCACCGCUUCUCCGAUCUCCACCGUCUCCUCCUUUUCGUCGCCUCGAACCCCUGCCCUUGCGCAUCAGGGAUCUUCUCUUGCCCAAAGCUCGAAUCUUUAUUCAGUUCCGGGAUCGACGCCUUCUGCAGAGCUGGGAAGAUGGAUUACGCUCUGUUAGCGUUUGAGACAAUGAAGAGAUUGAUCGAUGGGAAGAUAAGCGUUGGAGUUUACAACACUGUGUUGAAUGGGUAUGUGAAGAAGAAGGGUUGUGAUAUGGAGAAGGCGUUGGGGUUUUACAAGAGGAUGGUGAAGGUCGAUGCGUGUACGUUUAAUAUUCUCAUCAACGGUUAUUGCAGGAGCGGUGAGUUUGAGAUGGCGUUGGGUGUGUUUAAGGAGAUGAGGGAGAGAGGUUGUGAGCCUAAUGUGGUUAGCUUCAAUACUAUUAUAAGAGGGUUUUUAGGGAAGGGGAAGGUUGAGGAAGGUGUUAGAAUGGCUUACGAGAUGAUUGAGUUAGGUUGUGGAGUCUCUGAAGCUACUUGCGAGAUUCUUGUUGAUGGGUUGUGUAGAGAAGGUUUGGUUGAUGAUGCUACAAGGUUGGUGAUGGAUCUGACGGCGAAGAGGGUUUUACCUAAAGGGUUUGAUUAUGGGAGUUUAGUUGAGAAGCUUUGUAGAGAUAAGAAAGUGGAUAGAGCGGUGGAGAUGGUGGAGGAGGUGUGGAAGAAUAAGGGUGGAGCUCCGUGUUUGAUUGCUUGUACUACACUCGUCGAAGGGUUGAGGAGAUCAGGGAGAGCGGAGAAAGCUUCAGAGUUUAUGGAGAAGAUGAUUAUGAAUGUAGGCUUGGUUCCUGAUAGUGUGACGUUUAACUUGCUUCUUCGGGAUCUCUGUGAUUCUGGUCGUUCGAUGGAUGCAAACAGGUUGAGAGUGUUGGCAACAGGCAAAGGGUUUGAGGCUGAUGAGACGACGUACCGUGUUUUGGUUUCGGGGUUCUCGAAAGAAGGGAGAAGGAAGGAAGGAGAGGUUUUGGUGAAUGAGAUGUUGGAUAAAGACAUGUUGUCUGAUAUCUUUACAUAUAAUAGAUUGAUGGAUGGUUUGUCCACAGGUGGAAAAUUUUCAAAGAAGCAAGUCCGGUUAGAUUAACCAGUGAGACUUCUUCGGCCAAAGGAAUAUGUCAAACACAUUUGAUUUUGAAGAAAAUGAGAUAUGAAAUGGAAACCAAGUUAUAUAGUAGAGGUCUCAUAAUAAUUUAAUUGUGACUAGAGAGAGAUUAGGUAUGAAUUGUAACGAUAACAAUCUCCAAAAGCCAAAACCAAUUCAGACAAGGAGGCUCACUUUUGUUACGAAAAGCAAAGUCUCACUCUUUUUUCUUUUUUUUUUUUUGCUUUGUAGAGAAAAUCUCCUUUUAUUAGAGUUUUUAAUAGAAAAAAAAACUGUAAUUUUUCUUGUUCAUGUAAAUAUGAGACAUUACUU
Brassica rapa (field mustard) is the source of this 2066-nucleotide messenger RNA. Its product is annotated as pentatricopeptide repeat-containing protein At2g36240. NCBI's taxonomy places the organism in Eukaryota, Viridiplantae, Streptophyta, Magnoliopsida, Brassicales, Brassicaceae. Gene Ontology annotation, molecular function: protein binding. The record is from RefSeq and is a predicted model, not a curated record.